CGGAGAGCAGGGGCGGCUUCCGGGAUUUGGCGGGGGCCUUUGUCAGCUCCAGUCAGAGCUCGGGUCUCGUUGCUACGGCUGCGAGUCUGGUUCUGGGAGGCCCAGGCGGAUUCGCGUUCUGAGAAUAAACAGAGAUUUUGUUGUUCUGUGACCCGCAGGCAUUGGGAGAUCCGUAGCUAAGACGCUAGGGCAUCCCGGAAGCUGGGAAAUGGGCCCUGUGUAGCCACCCUCCGUCCAGUCUUUUCCAGUUCCUGAGAUUCAGAACUGUCUGGGAUGACUCAAGAUGCCCACAGUGGUCAUGUGUCUUGGAGUGUUUAGUGACUGUCAGCCCCGUGUCAUCUCUUAGAGGACCGCCCAAGGGACUGUUGACAUUCAGGGAUGUGGCCAUAGAAUUCUCUGUGGAGGAGUGGGAACACCUGGAACCAGCUCAGAAGAAUUUGUAUUGGGAUGUGAUGUUAGAGAACUACAGAAACCUAGUCUCUCUGGGUCUUGCUGUCUCUAAGCCGGACCUGAUCACCUUUUUGGAGCAAAGGAAAGAGCCCUGGAAUGCGAAGAGUGCGGAGACAGUAGCCAUCCAGCCAGAUAUGUUUUCGCAUUAUAACAAGGACCUGUUGACAGAGCACUGCACAGAGGCGUCAUUCCAAAAAGUGAUACCGAGGACACAUGAGAGCUGUGACCUUGAGAAUUUACAUAUAAGGAAAAGGUGGAAAAGGGAGGAGUGUGAAGGGCACAGUGGGUGUUACGAUGAAAAGACUUUUAAAUAUGAUCAAUUUGAUGAGUCCUCUAUUGAAAGUUUGUUUCACCAACAAAUACUUUCUUCUUGUGCCAAAAGCUAUAACUUUGAUCAAUAUAGGAAGAUCUUUACUCAUUCAUCAUUGGUUAAUCAACAACAGGAAAUUGAUAUUUGGGGAAAACAUCACAUAUAUGAUAAACCUUCAGUGUUCUUUGGGCAGGUCUCUACUCUAAAUGGUUACCAAGAUAUUUUUAUUGGAGACAAAAAUUAUCAGUGCAAUAAUUCUGAUAAAAUCUUGAACCAAAGGUCAAGCCCUAAAAAUCAUCAGGAAAAUUAUUUUCUAGAGAAACAAUACAAACGUAAAGAAUUUGAGAAAGUCUUUCUUCAGAGUAUGCAUGUGCAAGAGAAGCAAGAAGAGUCUUACAAAUGUGAUAAAUGUGUAGAAGUUUGUACCCAGUCAUUAAAACAUAUUCAACAUCAGACCAUCCCUAUCAGAAAAGACUCACAUAGAUGUAAUAAAUAUGAUAAAGACCUUAGUCAAUCAUCAAAUCUUAGAAAGCAGGUAAUCAAUAAUGAAGAGAAACCAUACAAAUGUGAAAAAUGUGGUGAUAGCUUUAACCAUAGUUUGUACCUUACUCAAAAUCAGAUCAUUCCUACCGAAGAGAAGGCUUAUAAAUGGAAAGAAUGUGGCCAAGUUUUUAACCUUAACUGUAGUUUAUACCUUACUAAACAUCAGCGAAUUCAUACUGGAGAAAACCUCUACAAAUGUAAAGCGUGUAGCAAAUCUUUUACUCGUUCCUCCAAUCUUACUGUGCAUCAGAGAAUUCAUACUGGAGAGAAACCCUACAAAUGUAAAGAAUGUGGCAAAGCCUUUCGCUGUAGUUCAUACCUUACUAAACAUAAGCGAAUUCAUACUGGAGAGAAACCUUAUAAAUGUAAGGAAUGUGGCAAGGCUUUUAACCGUAGUUCAUGCCUUACUCAACAUCAGACAACUCAUACAGGAGAAAAACUUUACAAAUGUAAAGUAUGUAGCAAAUCUUAUGCUCGUUCUUCAAAUCUUAUUAUGCAUCAGAGAGUUCAUACUGGAGAGAAGCCUUUUAAGUGUAAAGAAUGUGGCAAAGUCUUUAGCCGUAGUUCAUGCCUUACUCAACAUCGGAAAAUUCAUACUGGAGAAAAUCUUUACAAAUGUAAAGUAUGUGCCAAACCUUUUACUUGCUUCUCAAAUCUUAUUGUGCAUGAGAGAAUUCAUACUGGAGAGAAACCCUAUAAAUGUAAAGAAUGUGGCAAAGCCUUUCCUUAUAGUUCACACCUUAUUCGGCAUCAUAGAACUCAUACUGGAGAAAAACCGUACAAAUGUAAAGCAUGUAGCAAAUCCUUUAGUGACUCCUCAGGUCUUACUGUGCAUCGGAGAAGUCAUACUGGUGAGAAACCCUAUACCUGUAAAGAAUGUGGCAAAGCCUUUAGUUAUAGUUCAGAUGUUAUUCAGCAUCAGAGAAUUCAUACUGGCCAGAGACCCUACAAAUGUGAAGAAUGUGGCAAAGCCUUUAACUAUAGGUCAUACCUCACUACACAUCGGAGAAGUCAUACUGGAGAGAGACCCUACAAAUGUGAGGUAUGUGGCAAAGCCUUUAACUCUAGGUCAUACCUCACUACCCAUCGGAGAAGUCAUACUGGAGAGAGACCCUACAAAUGUGAAGAAUGUGGCAAAGCCUUUAAUUAUAGGUCAUACCUCACUACACAUCAGAGAAGUCAUACUGGAGAGAGACCUUAUAAAUGUGAAGAAUGCGGCAAAGCCUUUAACUCUAGGUCAUACCUCACUGCACAUCAGAGAAGUCAUACUAGAGAAAAACUUUAAAAAUGUAAAACACGGAGCAAAUUUUUUACUUGUUACCUAUGUCUUAUUGUGCAUCAGAUAAUUUGUAUGGGAGUGAAACCCUACAAGGGUUAAGAAUGUGCAUAACCUUUAACCAUUUUUCAAGCCUUAGACAACAGCAGAGAAUAUAAACUGGAAAAAAGCCACACAGAUAUUAAAAAUGUGGCAAAUUAUUUAAACCGUGCUUAACCCUUACUCAAGGUAAUCCAUACUAGAGAAACAGUAUAGAUAUAAAAAUGUGAAAAGUUUUACUCAAGAUAUCAAAUUUAUGAGUCACCUAGGGGUUCAUAGAAAAAGUUUGCGGAUGUGAUAAAUGUGAGGAAGUAUUUAAUAAAAAAUGAAGUCUAAAUGUGUCAGAAUUUACUCAAGAAAGGACUGAAGCACAGACACUUUCAGCCUUUACUCUAAAUAAGAGUAUUUUUUAUACAGAAUAAAGGCAAAAUAAUUAGAUAAUUUAUUUGCUUAUAUGUUUUAAAGUAGCAAGAACAUUGAUAUUUUGACAGGUACAUUUCAUGGAUACUUCAUUUGUAUUUACAGUAUUCAAGGUUUUUGGAAAGCAAAUAUUAUUUAUAUAAUUCAGCUCUCAAAUCCAUUGCUGCAUUUCCUGAAUCCAUGUUGUUCAUUUGAAAAUAUGUGUUCUGUUUUUUUUCUGCAUCAGAACAAUGUAAGAUCCGUCUACAGUAGGUGAACAUCAUUAUUAUCCACAUUUUUCAUGGGAGUUUAAUGCCAAAUAUAAAACACAUGAAGAGAAUGUUUAAAAAUAUGCUCUUUGUGUUUGAAUAAAGUGUUAAUGGAUGUAAACA
Cebus imitator (Panamanian white-faced capuchin) is the source of this 3409-nucleotide messenger RNA. RefSeq names its product zinc finger protein 267 (gene ZNF267). Gene Ontology annotation, molecular function: DNA-binding transcription factor activity, RNA polymerase II-specific; RNA polymerase II cis-regulatory region sequence-specific DNA binding. Gene Ontology annotation, biological process: central nervous system development; regulation of transcription by RNA polymerase II. The record is from RefSeq and is a predicted model, not a curated record. The transcript has 5 exons. Bases 453 to 2588 code for a protein of 711 amino acids. NCBI's taxonomy places the organism in Eukaryota, Metazoa, Chordata, Mammalia, Primates, Cebidae. Gene Ontology annotation, cellular component: nucleus.